Molecule: messenger RNA, 1312 nt
Organism: Cannabis sativa
Lineage: Eukaryota; Viridiplantae; Streptophyta; Magnoliopsida; Rosales; Cannabaceae
Product: josephin-like protein
Exons: 2
Coding region: 479-1030 (183 amino acids)
Biological process (GO): protein deubiquitination
Molecular function (GO): cysteine-type deubiquitinase activity
Source: RefSeq, a predicted model, not a curated record
GAAGCAUAAGUGCUUGCUCUUUUGGUGUUAUUUUUUGACUCUAUAGCUUGAUCCCUUCCUUUGUCAUGUUGGGUUUCAUUUCAUCCUCAUGAAGUGAUUCUAACCAAAGAAAAAACUCUUAAAUUGACGAUUUGUCGUUUGAUAGUUUAUAUAACGACAAAAUUUACCAGGGAACGACAAAAAAUUACGGCUGAACUCAAAUAAGAAAGAUAACUACUGUAAGUAAAUGUAACGGAUCAUGUGAAAUCAAACAAAACUAGAAAGCAAGAAGAAUAUAUAGAGAAGCCGCCACGGAUUCGGACUUGCCCAAAACUCAAUUAUAUAGCUACGUAUAAGAACGCAGCGGAGCACCAUCUUCCUUCGAUUUCCGAUCAAAGUAACCAAAACUCGAGAUUUUCUUAAGGCGGCGAAGUUCUCAGUACGUUUCAGCUCAAUUCAUUAUUGGGAUUUUUGUGGCGUUGGAUUCAAUAAAGUGAAGAUGGCGAUCAAUAAUCCCCAAAUCUACCAUGAAAGGCAAAGGCUUCAAUUCUGCCUUUUACAUUCGUUAAACAAUCUCUUUCAGAUGAAGGAGACAUUUACACGAGCAAGCUUGAAUGAGAUAGCUGAGAGUCUUGUUCUUGAUGAAGCAGAGAAGCGAACAUGGACGCCAUUAUCUGUACUCUUUAAGCCUCAUUAUAAUAAAUUCACUGGAAACUAUGACGUAAAUGUUCUAAUAGCGGCUCUGGAAGGGAAAGGGAAGAAUUUGAUCUGGCAUGAUCGUAGAAAGGAAGCCUCUUCCAUUGAUCUAGAUGAGCCUGAAGAAGAAGCUUUAAUGGGGAUUGUGCUCAAUAUUCCUGUUAAAAGAUUUGGUGGGAUUUGUACUAAUAGGCAUUGGGUAACACUAAGAAAGAUUGGUGGUACAUGGUAUAAUUUGGAUAGUGAUCUUGCUUCUCCUAUGGCUUUUAAAGAUACUGUAGAAGUAAGAAAUUUCUUGGACACCAUGAUUAGGAUUGGUGGGGAGGUUUUUCUGGUUAUGAAUGCUAAACAAUGACACUUCUUGUCUGAGUGUGAGAUAAGUUGUCUGAAUUGUGUGUACAGAACUCUUGUUACACGAAUUGGUAUUUGGAGGCAGUCAAAGGAAGUUACCUUCUCUUGUUAACUCUUUUUAGGCUUUAAAGAUUCUUGAGUGUUGUGGGAAAAUCUUACUGGGAAAUUAUUGUGGCAAUUUAGGAGUUGUCUGAACUAGAUUCUUGUCUCCUAAUGUAACUGUGAAUAAUUGAAAAUCUUUGUAAAGGUUGAAGGUUAUUAUGUGAGAGUUGCUUCGAUUCAUACA